Molecule: messenger RNA, 696 nt
Organism: Emiliania huxleyi CCMP1516
Lineage: Eukaryota; Haptophyta; Isochrysidales; Noelaerhabdaceae
Exons: 1
Coding region: 28-426 (132 amino acids)
Source: RefSeq, a predicted model, not a curated record
GUCACCGGCUGGAACCUGGACCCGGCCAUGUUCGUGUACGGCGCGCCGAGCGGCGUGCUGCUGCGCGAGGGCAAGGGCCGCCACCGGAAGAUGUGCUUUCUGCACGACAAUGGCCACACACUCGACGCCAAGAACGCGAUCGAGAAGGCGCUCGCCGGUGCCGCCGAGAGCCAUGCGGCCGCAGCACCGGCCCGCAGCCAUUGGCGCCACAAAAACGGCAGCAAGAGGCCCGCAGCCAUGGACAUGCACGACGCGCGGCGAGCUGCGCCGUCGCCCCAGCGGGCGAGGCCGUCGCCACCGCGUCCAGUGAUGAGCACGGGCGACUGGCUCGGCCUCGAGGCGGUCGAGGCUCUCGUGAUCGCCUCCAUUGUAAUCGCGAAGGCGUGGGUGCUAGUGGCGGUCUUCCGAUGCGGUGCGCGGCGUUGAGACGAUGGCGGCCGCCUUUUUGCGCGCGCGCCGGGCCGAUCGCGAGUGCGGUCGCGUUUGCCGCGCUCGCGAUCGUCUUUGCGCGGCAGACGCUUCUUCUGCUCGGACCUGCGCCAGGCAGCCUUCUGGGCCUCGCUGGCCAUGGAAAUGAUGCCCCGCCGAGACCGUUGAUGCCCCACCCGACACCGGCCGCCGGGUUUGUGUACAGUUUGGCACACUUUGCUCGACUCUCCUAAAACACCUGAGUAUUUCUUAAACUUGAAGAUAUGC